Messenger RNA from Oncorhynchus tshawytscha (Chinook salmon), 4799 nucleotides. RefSeq names its product ELL associated factor 1. The transcript has 6 exons. NCBI's taxonomy places the organism in Eukaryota, Metazoa, Chordata, Actinopteri, Salmoniformes, Salmonidae. Gene Ontology annotation, biological process: regulation of transcription elongation by RNA polymerase II; positive regulation of DNA-templated transcription. Gene Ontology annotation, molecular function: transcription elongation factor activity. The record is from RefSeq and is a predicted model, not a curated record. Gene Ontology annotation, cellular component: super elongation complex. The coding region runs from base 141 to 956 and encodes 271 amino acids.
AGGAGUGGUCAUGUGACGUAGGGAUUGUUUUGCUAAAAAUCUUAGCUAGCUGCACAGCUAGCUAAAGUAUCUAAUCAUCAUUACAUUUUUUAACGCAGCAUAAUUUAAAUAAAUGUGAAUAUUAAACUUCCAACAGAGUCAUGAAUGGGAGUACAAAUCCGCUCUUGGACAAAGAAGAACAUGUUUUGAAGCUCGGAGAGAGCUUUGAGAAGAGGCCAAAAUCGUCAUUUCACACCAUCAGAUAUGAUUUCAAACCAGCUUCAAUUGACACAAGCUGCGAAGGAGAGUUGCAAGUCGGUAAAGGAGAGGAAGUCACCAUCACAUUACCUCACAUUCCAGUAAGAGGCUCUACACCACCCAUGACAGUAUUCAAAGGGAAUAAGCGGCCAUAUCAGAAAGACUGUGUUCUUAUCAUCAAUCAUGACACUGGGGAGUACAUGCUGGAGAAGUUGAGCAGCAGUAUCCAGGUCAAGAAAACCAGAGCGGAGGGCAGCAGUAAGAUCCAGGCCAGGAUUGAGCAACAGUCGGUGCGUGCCACUGCCACCCAGCCUCCAGCGCAGUUCCGUGCCCCCACUAAGCCUGGUGCAGGGGCCAAGACCUCCCCCUCCCCUUCCAAGGACAACCCCUCCCCUGAGCCCCAACUAGAUGACAUCAAGAGAGAGCUGCGAGCGGAGGUGGAGGUUAUUGAACAAAUGAGCAGCAGUAGCGGCAGCAGCUCAUCUGACUCUGCCAGUGGUUCUGGUAGUGGGGAUGACAGCUCCAGCAGUGAUGGGGAGCAUGACGCCCCUCACCCCCAACCUGUCCCACUCCCUCUCCCCCACAUCCAGCCCUCCCCCAACCGUAAUCCCAUGGCCAACGGAGGAGCAGACAGGCAACAGGGCAGCAACCAGCUGAUGAACACGCUCAGGAACGACCUCCAGUUGAGUGAGUCAGGCAGCGACAGUGACGACGACUGAACUGCCCCCAUCUACCUCUCAUUAUCACACCAUCUUGCUCUCCUCUUUCUUCUCUUUGCCUGGUUCCGUUGUUUUGCUGCUGUGGCAACCGACCCAACUGUAAAGUCUGGUUUUAUUGUAUUUUUUUAUAUCUCUUGAGAAACUGGCCAACCUUGAGAUUUAAUAGUGUAUUUCUAUAUCACCCCCAUCUUCCCUAUUUAUCUGGAAAUCAAAAGAAGGCACUGAAAGCAUUUCACCCAUUCCAUGUUUUUAUCAGAAUCAUGACACUUUCAAAAAUCAGUCUUUCAAGAGGCCAGGAUGCAGCUCACAUCAAUCUUAAGCUAUAGAGGAUACUAAAGGACAUACUCAUAAUUUUCAUGUAAAAUCAGUUUCAAUUGACCACUUACUAAAGUGUUUAGCUGGAAUAUUGACCUGUUCUGGUGAACAGGUAAAUAUCAGUAACAGGUAAAUGGUAGUAAAUGAGCCUGGGUCAAUCCUUUACCUGUCAAAGCACUUUAGUUUAAUUGUAAUAUCAUAACUUUCAGCAGUUUCCACCUAAAAUAUUUUGCAUUGCUUUAACAGCACCUGUCUGACCUAACAGUUAAAUGCAACUAACAACCAGUACUUACGAGUUCAUCAUACACUUUAUAGCUAAUAUUCUACUAUUUCCACAUCUAUCAUUUGACUUUCUGAUUCAGUCUCACUCAAUAGCUAGAUUGCCAUCCAAUUGGUGACAGAUUUUCAUGCGAACAUUCUAAAAUCUGCAUUAAAACAACAUGUGCAUAUUCCCACCAGAUAUGUUUCCAUCAAAUCGAUGUGUUGCGGAUAACAGUAAGUGUGUGAUGACGUAGUGCACAUAAAUACAAGUUUAAUGGGUUUCCAUCGCAUUUUAAACUACUAAUGUUGCGUUAUAUUGCGAAUCUGGUCUUUGCACGAGCGCUCUAGCCAACAGCCCGCAGGUAGGCUAGUCUACAUGAUGAGAUUAUUAUGGAUAAAGCGUGAUUAUCUUUUAUUUGUCAAGCGGCAGCCUAGCAUCGAUCAUCAUGUCACCAGAAUAAGACCCUCGAUAUUUAUUGGAAAGGCUCAUCACCGUGCACUUUCACCACCAUGUAAAGUUUAUCAUCAUUUAUUUCAUAUAGCCUAAUAAACUGCAUGCUUUCCGUAGUCGUAGUGGGAGGACCACACAAUAUCAUCACAUGACUCCAAAUUUAUUUCGAUAUGAUAGUUAUAUCAAUAUUUGCACAUGAAGGCGUUUCCACUGCCAUUUCUCGCAUUAUUAAUUUUACAGACACACUGUCUACUGUAUUUUGUUUUAUCGAAAUUUGGAAAGUUUACCGACAAAAUGGGCUUUUUCCACCAGACCUGUCGUGGCAUUGUUUUAUCCGACAUGUACUUUACUCGCAUGAAAAGGUUGGAUGGAAACCUGGUUACUGGCCCAACCAUAUAUCACUGUCCCAAAUUCCCAACCGUAUAUCACUGGCCUAGUUUCAGACCAGUGUAGACAUUUUCAGAAGGACCAAAGAAGCAAAACAAGUCGUUUUUAGAAUACAGACACCGAACUUCUAUUUUUACUUAAAAAUGCGUCUAUUUUCACUAGAUGUUGAGUUAUUCAUAAAAUGUAAACGCUGAUAUAAAAUGACCACUUGUUUUUUUCAUCAGUUCCAUAGAUUCAACUGAUUUGGAGUGAUAGCAGUCACGUUGGAUCACAUAUUUUAAUUUAGCAACUGUUGUGACAGUGAAUAUCAUUUGAUACUCUAUAUCAUGUGCCCUGUAACAAAACAAUCCCCAAUCCAAAAUAUCUUGAUGUGACGUUGUGGCUGUAUCCCUGUCAUUGUAUCCCAGUGGGCACUCCACGUAAUUUAAACGUGGAAAUGUGGGUAAUAUUUGGUUGAGACGUUGAUCAAUGAAAUUUCAACCUUUAUUCACCCACUCAAAAAGUCAGCCAGAAGUUUGUUGAAUUUCCGGUGUGUUAUCACUAUGCAGUCAACCAUCCAAAUUCCAAUUCGAAAAACGGUGAUUUCUAGUUUAGUUAUAAUCUAAAUGUUAUCACUGCGCUUUCAACCAUUUUAAACCACAAGGUUCAAAUGGGAAUAAAAUGUCAGAUAAUUUGUAUUUAUACAAUAAUUUUAUGUGUUAUCACUGUAUAAUUUAAUAGCACGACCAAAUGACCUGGAUUGCAGCUGAGACUACAUUAAAAUCACAUAGUACAAAGUGAUCAAUAAUGUUUGAGAUUCUGCGCAGAUUAUUAUAGCAAUUGUGAAGAUCUCCACAGACCUGCGGUGUUUGAACAUGCACGCUUUCAAUUAUUACAGAAGACAUAUAUAGUUACUGUAGGCUAACCUCAAAAUGUGACCAUGGAUGUGUGUUACUCAUUUUAAGAUUGAAUAAAUACUGUUACAUUAGUUUGUAAGAUAGCCUUAACUUUAGGCUAUUUACUGUAUUCCAAAAGUCAAAUAUCAACAUUUUAAAGGAUAUCUAAUGCUUGGAUGGUUUCAUCCUAUUCUUAAUCCUAUUCUUUAACUUUUAGUUUUGGUUAAAUUGGAGACGUGAAUCCAACAUAUCAUUUGUUAACUUGUCGUCAAGUUAAUAGGCUAUUUACUGUAUUGCAAAAGUGAUAUUGAAUUGUGUUUGGUUGUCAACACAACCAAAUAUCAACAUUUGAAGGAGAUGUAUCUUUUUUGCCCUGAUUUAGUAUAGCUUUAAUUCCAAUUUGUCUACAAAUUAACAAUUGAUAUGUUGAAUUAAUGUCUCCAUCUCAACCAAGAAUCAAAAUGAAAGGAUGUGACUAAAUCAAAUCAAAGUUUAAGUGCAUUUAAAGUCAGAUGUGAUUUAGUCCUAUUCUUUAACUUAGAGUUUUGGUUGAGAUGGAGACAUGAAUCCCACAUAUCAAUAAUUAAUUUGUAGAUAAACUGGAAUUAAAGCCAGACUAAGUCAGUGGCACAGAUGGAACUAUCCAAUCAGAAGAUAAAUCUCCUUCAAAUGUUGAUAUUUGGUUGUGUUGACAACCAAAUACUAUUCAAUAUCCAGUUUAUCUACAAAUUAAUAAUUGAUAUGUUGGAUUUGCGUCUCCAUCUCAACCAAAAAUCUAAGUUAAAGAAUAGGACUAAAUCUAGUCAAACUUUAAAUGCACUUUACAUAAACUUUGAUGUAGUUCUAUUCAUUCACUUAGUCCUAGUCUGGUCAGUGACAAAUAUCAAAGCUAAGUAGGGCUGGGCUUGGUUAAAACCCUGGAUGGGAAACCAAAUGAAUAGCUGUAUAUAGAUCAACUCUCCAACAGAAGGUGCUGCUGAACCUAUUGUUAUUUUUCUGAUAGUGGAUAUGUCGUUGAAGAUCUGAUGUUUCAAAGGUACAAAUUCAACAUAUUUUAUACAAGGUUUGUCUAUGUUGAAAAUUGGUUACAACAAUGACAUAAUCCCGUGGUUGAAAUUCCACCCUCAAAAUAAGUUGACAUUGAUCACUUUUUUAAAAUCCAAUAUAUUUUCCACAUAGAUUCCAUGUCACAAAACAUUGACAAAUUUACGUUGAACCAACGUUGAUUCAACCAGUUUAUGCCCAGUGGGAUGUGUGUUCAUAAGGUGCUUACAUGGUAUUUAACUGGUGCUGUUGUGUGUCUGGGAAAGCAAGCAAGCGAUGUGUGUACAAAUGUAAUAUAAUGUUUUGUUUUCACAGCAGUUUGGAUCCAUGUAGUUGGAUGCUAUUUCCAAUGUGUGUCAAUCUGGCAUCCAGUGUUAUUUCUGACCCAUACUGUUACUGUCCCAGUACAACCUCUCUUGCCACAUUUAUCGAGGUGUUUGACUUAUUGCGUUUAUCUCUAGGUUUUGUGCUUUGAGGUGUAUUAAAGUGUGCACAUGUAUUUAAAUUGAA